Benincasa hispida (wax gourd) is the source of this 1491-nucleotide messenger RNA. RefSeq lists its product as uncharacterized. Lineage: Eukaryota; Viridiplantae; Streptophyta; Magnoliopsida; Cucurbitales; Cucurbitaceae. The record is from RefSeq and is a predicted model, not a curated record.
AACCAAAUUAAGUUUAUGUUAGUUUGAAAAAACAAAAUUCCUUGUAAUGAAAAUGCUUCUCUGUAAUAACCUCUCCCAUUUUUCUCUCCUUCUUCCAUUUUCCUUCAAAAUUUCCUCAACAGAACAAAAAAAUCUCCUUCUCUCUCUCUCUCUCUCUCUCUUCUUCUUCCCCAUUUAUAGGAUCUCAACUCCAUUCUCAUCCACACCCAUUAAUUUCUUCUCUCAAUCUCUCAAUUCCUUCAGAUUCCGCCGCCGUCAUCUUCGCCUUCCUCCGCCUCUCUUAUUCCUCCCCCUUCACCCCCUCCCUCCUCCGGGCCUGGAUUGCUGCUUCCCGGCAACUCCACUCCGCGGCCUCCGCCGCCCUCGUUUAUGAUCGCUUUCUCCAAUGGCUCCUCCUGCUUCAUUCGCUCUCUGUUAGCUCACGGAAACCUUCUUUGUGGGAGGAGGAAUUCGCGCCUUUGAUUUCAUUCAUUUUGAUUCUUUGUUCUUUGUGUUCUCUGUUUGAUUCCCUCUCCCACAGGGAACAAUUUGAAGAUUUUAUUCGAAUCGAUUUUGAUUUUGUUUUCUAGGGUUUUUUUUUUUUUUUUUUAAAUGGAGGAAUUAUGGAGAAGGAAGUAAGGGAUUUUUCUGGAAAUUAGAGAGGAGAUUUGAAAUCAACAUCGACGAUUGGAAAUACCUAGCAAUGUCGAAUACGAUUAUGCUUCGUCCGCCAUCGACCAACCGUCGGCAACCAUUGCUAACGAGCAAAUCUGUUUCUGGAAGUGUCCGGUUCGCGGAAGUAGCUGGUGGUACGACGGCGGAAUGUGCCGCCGUGUGUUGUUGUUGUCCUUGUGUUGUUUUAAACUUUCUCGUUCUCGCCAUUUACAAGGUUCCGGCUGGACUCUGUCGCCGUGCUUUGAGGACGAAGCGGCGGCAGAGGUUGAAGAAGAAGGGGGCUAUUCCAGCGAGGCGUACACGGUUCUCCGGUGGGGGAUAUGAUGAAACGGAUAUUCAGAUUCUUUCGAUCGGAAAAACGGUGUACUCGUCGGAACCGAAAGGGCAGAAAUCGGAGGAAACGGAGAGGAGAGUGAUGGAACUGGAAAAAGAGAUGUGGGAGAUUUUCUACAGUACUGGAUUUUGGAGAAGCCCUUCACAGAGAGAUCAAAUUUCUUCGAUCUCCAAAUGAAAAAGAAAGCCAUUUUCAUCUGUUUUCUCUUUCAACUUUCUCUGCAAAUUUUACCGGGAAAACAGAAGGGAAGGAAAGGAAAGGAAAAUUUCGCCAUCUCCUUCUUCUUCUCGGCUCCGUGGGUUUGAAUUUGAAUUGAUCAUUUGGAAAUGGUGGUGGUGGGGAUUUUAUUUUAUUUUAUUUUAUUUUACUUCAAAAUUUUAUUUAUUCAUUGAGCAUUAAAGUUCUUCGUGUUUUUUGUCAUUGUUCUGUAAUGGUGUUUGGCUUCCGGGAAAAUAUUGUACUCAUUUCACAUGAAAAAAAAGAAGCCAAGAUUUGGAUUUCUU